AUGUACCAAGGAAGCCGCAGCAGUGAGCAGUCUCUUGGGUGGGUCAAAGACCCCUCCCCCAUCACAGCCCUCGCGUCUCGCACCCCCCCACCGCGUAUCUAUCUUCCUCGCAACUCUUGUCCCUUUUCCUCCCAGCAAAAGAACCAGCUGCCAACGCACCUGAUAGGGGCCUUCUUUGCCUUAUUCGUGGGCAACCUCUACUUCUGGCUGCAGCUUUUUCUCUUCUGGAGGAUGAGGAGCCUGCCCCAGCCUGGGGCCCCCUGGAUCGGACCGCUCCGCCUGGGCCUCUGCAGCCUCUGCACCAUCCUCAUGGUGGCCAUGGUCAUCCUCCAUUCCUGGCCGUUGCGCUCGGCCUCUGCUGCGUGUGAGUGGGCCAUCGCCACACUGCUGUUCACGCUCUUCGGCCUGUUUGCUGUGGAUUUUUCCUGCCUGGACAGCUGCACCCUAUGUCUCCAGCCGGGCCCCAGCCUCAGCCCCCCGCCGGCCUCCCCCAUCUCCCUGCAGAUCCCCCUGUGAAUGGCAGUCCGGGCGGUGUGGUCUGGCCCUGGUGCUGUUGUCAGGGCCAUCCAGGAAGUGAGAGGCCAAGGCCAGCCAGCCAUCCCUGCUCAAGGCUAUUUAUUAUUAUUAUUAUUAAUUU
Molecule: messenger RNA, 637 nt
Organism: Leptonychotes weddellii (Weddell seal)
Lineage: Eukaryota; Metazoa; Chordata; Mammalia; Carnivora; Phocidae
Source: RefSeq, a predicted model, not a curated record